Molecule: messenger RNA, 1982 nt
Organism: Engraulis encrasicolus (European anchovy)
Lineage: Eukaryota; Metazoa; Chordata; Actinopteri; Clupeiformes; Engraulidae
Gene: nmd3
Product: NMD3 ribosome export adaptor
Exons: 16
Coding region: 33-1547 (504 amino acids)
Biological process (GO): ribosomal large subunit export from nucleus
Cellular component (GO): cytoplasm; nucleus
Molecular function (GO): ribosomal large subunit binding
Source: RefSeq, a predicted model, not a curated record
GAUGCACAGGAGAAACAAGGUCGCUGAACGCCAUGGAGUACAUUGAAGCUCCAUCGAAUCCCAGCCAGGGGAAUAUCCUCUGCUGCACAUGUGGUAUCCCCAUUCCUCCAAACCCCGCCAACAUGUGUGUGUCCUGCCUGAGGACCCAGAUUGACAUCUCGGAGGGCAUUCCCAAGCAGGUCACUGUGCACUUCUGCAAACAGUGUGAACGUUACUUGCAACCCCCAGCGACGUGGAUACAGUGCGCACUGGAAUCCAGGGAGCUGCUCGCCCUCUGUCUGAAGAAGCUCAAGGGCUCCAUGACUAAAGUGCGCUUGAUCGAUGCAGGUUUCCUGUGGACAGAACCCCAUUCCAAAAGGAUCAAGAUGAAGCUGACUAUUCAGAAGGAGGUGAUGAACGGGGCCAUCCUGCAGCAGGUGUUUGUGGUGGAGUUUGUGGUGCAGGCUCAGAUGUGCGGAGACUGCCAUCGAGUGGAGGCCAAGGACUUCUGGAAAGCUGUGGUGCAGGUCCGACAGAAGACGGUGCACAAGAAGACCUUCUACUACCUGGAGCAGUUGAUUCUGAAGCACAGUCUGCACCAGAACACAUUACGCAUCAAAGAGAUCCAUGAUGGUCUUGAUUUUUACUUUGGCUCAAAGCAGCAUGGUCAGAAGAUGGUGGAUUUCCUACAGUGCACAGUGCCAGUCAGGACAAAGGCGUCGCAGCGUUUGAUCUCCCACGAUGUUCACACCAGCACGUACAACUACAAAAGCACCUUCUCUGUAGAGAUUGUGCCCGUAUGCAAGGACAACGUGGUGUGUCUGUCGCCGCGUCUGGCCCAGAGCCUGGGCAACAUGGGCCAGGUGUGCGUCUGCACGCGCGUCACCAGCACAAUCCACCUCAUUGACCCCAACACACUGCAGAUUGCGGAGGUGGACACCAACACGUAUUGGCGGUACCCCUUCAACAGCCUCUGCAGCCCCAAGCAGAUGGAGGAGUUCAUCGUCAUGGAGAUGGACGUCAUCAGAAACCAGAAGCUGGGGGCAGGAGCCGGUCUCACAUCAAACAAGCACACCUUGGCUGAGGUGUGGGUUCAGAAGGUGUCUGAAAUGAACACUACUCAGCAGUAUUAUUGCAGAACCUUCAUGGGCCACUUGCUCAAUAUUGGAGACCUGGUGCUUGGUUUCGACUUUGCAAAUUCCAACAUCAACGAUGAGCACCUCAACAAGAUGAACCCUCAUCAACUUCCUGAUGUGGUUCUCAUUAAGAAGAGCUACGACCGCAUGAGGAGGGUGAAGCGCAGGAACUGGAAGCUGAAGGAGCUGGAUAGAGAACGAGAGGGCAUGGACACCGACGACGAGAGGCAAUACCAAGACUUCCUGGAAGAUCUGGAGGAGGAUGAAUCGCUCAGGAAGAACGUCAACAUCUUCAGAGAUGCAAAGAAGAUCCCCGUGGAGAGUGAUGCGGAGGACGACGGGGCCCCGAGGAUCAGCCUAGCCGAGAUGCUGGAGGAGCUCAGCCUGAACGAUGCCACCGGGGGAGAGGGAGCCGACAUGAUGACCGAGUGAACGCACCCACAAGAGGGCUCUGCACACCGGCGCCGACAAAGUGCAGAACACUGCUCCGCAAAAUUAAAUUCCAUUGUUUUCAAUUGAACCCCGCACACUGGCGCUGAUGUCCGCGGACAUCGACUGGCAAUUAGAGACGAAUUCUAUUUUUUCAGAGCCGCCCAUAGACUAUCCAUUCUCUGCUCUGUGGUGAAAUUGUGUGGAGGGGUCGGAAUUGUGUCGAAAGCAAAAGUGCUCCUCAGUGCUGUCGGAGCCGGUGUACGGAGACUGUAAGAGGGCUCCGCCGUAAUGUGUUUCGCUCUCUCUCUCACUCUCUCUCUCUCCACACCUGGCGCCUUUCCUCUCAUGUUGUGGUGGUGUAUGGCCCAGGAUUUCCAAGCAAGCAUUUCAUGAAAUAUAGAACUUUUGUGAGGCGAAGAACAUGCUUUAUCUUUA